Messenger RNA from Dicentrarchus labrax (European seabass), 9625 nucleotides. It is a transcript of the gene abca7, whose product is annotated as ATP-binding cassette, sub-family A (ABC1), member 7. The record is from RefSeq and is a predicted model, not a curated record. The coding region runs from base 1304 to 8086 and encodes 2260 amino acids. Lineage: Eukaryota; Metazoa; Chordata; Actinopteri; Moronidae. Gene Ontology annotation, cellular component: membrane; intracellular membrane-bounded organelle. Gene Ontology annotation, biological process: lipid transport; transmembrane transport. The transcript is spliced from 47 exons. Gene Ontology annotation, molecular function: lipid carrier activity; ATP binding; ABC-type transporter activity.
UGUAGGUAGACUGGAGGUAAAAACAUGGGCAGCUGUCUGGAGAGGUGGAGUUUACCAGAGGAUCGUUGCUUGUAGAAUAAAGCCCAAAAGAUAAACAGACAAACUGCCGUCACUCAAGAUUUAUGUUAUAUUUUUGAUAAAAUACAAAAUCAGCCUGUUGUUAUUGACUUUGGUUAUUAGCUCAAGAAAGCUGUAGAGCAGACUGCAGUGCUGCUGUAGUAAGACCUGCAGCCGUGAUUUAAAGAUCAACUCCAGUGUUCUUGAGCUAUUAGACGAAAGUAACACAAAGCCUUUGAUGGCAUCAUUUUUGAAUAUAGGAAAUCAUAACAGUUUGCAUACCGUACUUUACAUAACUUUGCAUUAGCGUACAUCAGAGGAGUCGUUUGUUGGAAAAUAUGCACGCCAGAGAAGAUUAGACGAUCAAUACCACUCUCAUGUCUGUUUGUUAAAUAGAAAGCCAGCAGCUUAGCUCAGCACAAAGACAAAAAACAGCUAACGUGGCUCUGUCUGAAGCCUACAAGCAGUACCUUUUUAACUAAUUAACUUUUUAUAUGUCUGUUUAAUCUGCACAAACCAACAUAAAAAACAAUGUUGGACUUUUUAGUACUACACUGUGGUUUGUCUGUUUGUCUUGUUUUUACCUUGAGCUUGUCAGACAACCAGCAGAGACUUUUCCUACUUUCCAGGCAGCAGUUUCAUUUCAGAUCACUGUGAUGUAAAAAUCCUCUCAGGCAAUCCAUCACAGACAACAUUAAGUCACCUUUUUUUUAAUUAAUUAAUUAAUUAAGCCUAUUACAUGGAGUUUUUUUUACUGGUUAUGAAAUAGUCUCAGUUUAAUACUGAUGCCUCUAUGUGACCUACAAGCACACGAGACCAUCAGCGAGAAGAUUUGCUAUUUCUAUAUAGUUAUUCUUAAUGUCUGUCACCAGGUCAGAUUUAAACAAUAGCCAGAAACAAUACUGCUUAUGUCCACAGGGGCCGCCAGAAUCAACACAAAGUGCUUGUUGUUGCUUUAAUUUCUUUCUUUCCUUUAUGUAAACGUUAAUGGCUGCAUUUAUAUAUCGCUUUACAGGAUUUAGCUACAUUUGUCAUGAGUAUUUACACACUCACACACUGCUAGGUGCUGACCAUCAGAGCAAUCUGGGGUUCAGUGUCUUUCCCGAGGACACAUGUAGACAGCUGGGGAUCUAACCACCAACCCUGUGAUCGGUGGAUGACCCACUGACUGUCUCGUCUCUUCGUGGACGCCCAGACAGUUCUGUCCUACAGUGGAAACCAGAGAUUCUCGGGCUUUCAGGACCUGAUGGAGAGUGUCCGAAGGCUGGGAGAGAGACCUGGAGCCUGGCCAAAUCUCCCAGUACAAGAAUACCUGAGAGCCAAUGAGACGUUCUCCACCUUCCUCCUGACCAAUAGCACCCUGUCGCCUGUGACGGUGGACCAGCUGCUGAAGGCUCGUCUCAAUUUUCAGGUUUCUCUGGCUGGAGCUGAAUUGCAGCUGAAGGACUUGGUGUGUAACGCGAGCAUGCUGGGACAAUUUCUGACGGUGGACGGAGGAGAAGCCACCAUGAACGAUCUUCAGACUCAGCUGUGUAACCAGUCGGCCGACAUCCUGCAGGAGGCUGAACGCCUUUUCCUCUCUCAGCUCGACUUUACCAAGUUCUUCACGAGAGACCGUCUGAUGGCUAACGCUGGAGAUCUCAGGGACAUCAGUCAGGCCGUCACCUCAGUUUCCCAGGAGCUGGCUGUCCUCAUUGAUGAUUUCUCAUCUCUGUCCAGCUUUGCGGACAUGAGCGCAGCUCUACAUCUUCUGUCUCCGGAGAAUCGCUCUGCGCUGCCCAAAGAGAGUUUUCGUGCUUUUUCCAGGAUCAUGUGCGGUCACCCUGAGGUUGGCGGUGAGCGUAUCCCAUCACUCAACUGGUAUGAGGACAAUGACAUCAAGUCCUUCUUAGGAAAUAAUGGUACUGAAGACACAGACCCGGACCGUGACAACAACACCACUCCGUUCUGUAAAAGUUUGAUCCAAGGUCUGGAGUCCAACCCUCUGUCUCGCAUUGUGUGGCGAGGAAUAAAACCUCUGUUCAUUGGAAAACUGCUGUACACACCAGACACUCCUGCAGUGCAGCAAGUCAUGAAAGAGGUGAACAAGACUUUUGAGGACCUGCGGAUCCUCCGGGAGCUGAAUGAAGCCUGGCUGGAGGUGGGACCGCAGAUCAAGAAUUAUAUGGAGAACAGUGUGGAGAUUCAGCUGCUGAAGGAUUUGUUGAGGCGGCCUGAGGUGGCAGUAUUAGUCAACCUGCGUCUGGAGAACACGUCCUGGACGGCCUCACGUAUCGCACGUUUCCUGUCCACACCUUCGCCAGACGCCCCAAGGAAGCCUGGAGCGCCGCCGACCUGGCUGGACAUCUACAACGACCUCAGCCACACCAUCACCACUCUCGCUGAAGUCACAGAGUGUUUCUCCCUAAACAAGCUGGAGGGGUUGGAGACUGAGGGCCAGAUGAUCGACAGGGCUUUGGAGCUCCUGGAGGACAGGCAGUUUUGGGCAGGUGUGGUUUUCCUUCUGCCUAACUCCUCAUCCCCUGACCUGCCGCCGCACAUCACCUACAAAAUCCGAAUGGACAUUGACGAUGUGACCCGAACCAACAAGAUCAAGGACAGGUUCUGGGAUCCUGGUCCAGCAGCCGACCCAUUUAAUGACAUGCGUUACAUCUGGGGCGGCUUCGUGUACGUCCAGGACCUGGUGGAGAGAGCUGUGAGCCACGUCCUGACCGGAGUUAAACAAACAACCGGCAUCUACAUCCAGCAGAUGCCCUACCCCUGCUACGUAGAUGAUGUUUUCCUUCGAGUGCUGAAUCGCUCUCUGCCACUCUUCAUGACGCUGGCCUGGAUCUACUCGGUGGCCAUGAUCAUCAAAGGCGUGGUGUACGAGAAGGAGGCGAGGCUGAAGGAAACCAUGAGGAUUAUGGGUUUGGGAACAGGAACGCUGUGGCUCAGCUGGUUCAUCAGCAGCAUUGUUCCUUUCCUGGUCUCUGCUGGACUCCUCAUUGCUCUACUCAAGUGGGGGGACAUCUUGCCAUACAGCAACCCCUCUGUUGUAUUUUUCUUCCUGACGGCGUUUGCCACCGCCACCAUCAUGCAGUGUUUCCUCAUCAGCACCUUCUUCUCCAAGGCCAACCUGGCAUCUGCAUGUGGGGGGCUCAUAUACUUUGGCCUCUACCUGCCCUACGUGCUGUGUGUGGCCUGGAGAGACCGCCUCAACACCAAACACAGGGUUUUCGCUAGUUUCCUCUCCCCGGUGGCCUUUGGCUUUGGCUGUGAGUAUUUCUCUCAGUAUGAAGAGCAAGGUGUGGGCAUCCAGUGGAACAACCUCCACUCCAGCCCCGUAGAAGGAGACACAUACAACUUCACUACCUCUAUCGUCAUGCUUUAUGUGGACGCCUUCAUCUACGCUGUCUCAGCCUGGUACAUCGAAGCAGUGUUUCCUGGUGAAUAUGGGAUCCCCAGGCCCUGGUACUUCAUCUUCCAACUGAACUUCUGGAGUGGUAUUCCCCUGGAGGCAGGCAUACCAAUCCCCCCAGUGCCUACAGAAGAGGAUGAAGAUCACAUUGAACCAGAACCCACUAACCUGACCCUGGGCGUGAGCAUCAUAAACCUGGUGAAAAUCUACAAGAAGGGAGCCAAACUGGCCAUCAAUCACCUCAACCUCAAGUUCUACGAGGGGCAGAUCACCUCUUUCCUCGGCCACAAUGGAGCUGGCAAAACCACAACCAUAUCGGUCCUGACUGGCCUAUUUCCACCCACUUCGGGCACUGUAUAUAUAAAGGGGAUGGACAUCCGCUAUGACAUGGACAUCAUCCGGAGGACGCUGGGAGUUUGUCCACAACACAAUGUCCUGUUUGACAUACUAACAGUGGAGGAGCAUGUGUGGUUUUAUGGGUGUCUGAAAGGUUUGUCUGAAGAAGAGGUGAAAGCUGAGAUGGACACUCUCCUGGACGACGUGGGGCUGCUGCACAAACGACACGAACAGACCAAAAACCUCUCUGGUGGCAUGCAGAGGAAGCUGUCUGUGGCAAUAGCGUUUGUUGGAGGCUCUAAAGUGGUUGUUCUGGAUGAACCUACAGCCGGGGUUGAUCCUUACUCCCGCAGAGGGAUCUGGGAUCUGCUGCUCAAAUACCGCAAAGACCGGACCAUCAUCCUGUCCACCCACUACAUGGACGAGGCGGAGCUGCUAGGUGACCGGAUCGCCAUCAUCUCCCAGGGGAAGCUGUGCUGCUGUGGCUCGCCGCUCUUCCUGAAAUCCAACCUUGGAUCUGGCUACUACCUCACUGUGGUGAAGAGGGAGGGACUGGACACCAGCACUCCCAGCAGUACCAGUAUCUGCACCAGUACCAGCAUCAGUACCAACAAGCUGCCUCCUCUCAAGGACAGUGAGUCAUCCAUGAGUGAAGACACCGGGCUGGGAAGUGAGGAGAGCAGCUCAUACCUGGCAGCGUUGCUCUCCCUGGCACAGCUUUACAUCCCGGGUGCGAGGUUGGUGGAGGAUUCAGGGCGCGAGGCGGUGGUCAACCUGCCUCAGACGGCUGCCAAGGACAGCAGCCUCGGCAUCUUCCUGUCCGAACUGGACCAGAAGCUGCCCGAGCUGGGCAUCAGCAGCUACGGACUGUCAGACAGCACACUGGAGGAGAUCUUCUUACGAGUGGCGGAGGAAACCGGCGUGGACGUUGAACCAGAGCAGCAGGUUGAAUCUCCUCACAGGCAACAGCCAUCCGCUGGUCCGAGGGCAGAAACACAACACACUGAAGAACCAGAGACAGGAAGGAAAAGGCUUCGUAAGCAAGAACCUCGGGAGACAGACCUGCUGAGUGGAGAUGGACGAGGUGGGGUCCCCCUGACCGGCUGGUGGCUGACCUGGCAGCAGCUGAGGGCUCUCUUCAUCAAACGCUGGCUUUACGCUCGAAGGAGCCGCCGGGGUUUCUUCGCUCAGAUUGUCCUGCCUGCUGUGUUCGUGCUGGUCGCUCUGCUCUUCAGCCUCAUCGUGCCUCCGUUUGGGAAGUAUCCCGCGCUGCAGCUGCAGCCCUGGAUGUACGGAGAACAGUACACCUUCUUCAGCAACGAUGCACCUGGGAACCCGGCCAUGGAGAACCUGCUGGAAGCUCUGCUGGAUCAGCCAGGUUUUGGUACCAAGUGCAUUGAGAAAGAGGAUGAAGACAACAGCACGAGUCCUCAGUGUGAAAGCGAUCGGGGUGGCCUGUUCAUGCGGCCACAGGUCUCCUACUCCACCUGGCAAAUGUUCAAAAGAGGCAACUGGAGCAUAGACAGUCCCUCCCCUGAUUGUCAGUGUAGCACAGAGGAUGUCCGCCGGAUGCUCCCCGACUGCCCGCAGGGUGCCGGUGGACUGCCGCCUCCACAGAUUAAAAGGCUGACUGGAGACAUCCUCCAAAAUCUGACAAGUUAUAACAUCUCUGAUUACCUGAUAAAAACCUACUCUCAGAUCCUCAAGAAAAGCCUAAAAACCAAAAAGUGGGUGAAUGAAUUCAGAUAUGGAGGUUUCUCCCUCGGGGGCAGAGCCACCCAGACUUUAUCUCAGGCCGACCAUGUCCAUGAUUCGAUCUUUGCUAUCAGGACUCGUUAUCGAAUUCCACAGAACAGCUCACUGGAUCAUCUGCUGAACAGACUGCCGGAUUUUCUAGGAGGACUGAACAGUCAGGACAAUGUCAAGGUUUGGUACAAUAACAAAGGGUGGCAUGCCAUGGUGUCAUUUGUCAACGUGAUGAACAACGGCCUGCUGAGAGCGAGUCUGCCACCAGGUCCAGAGAGGAGAAUACACGGCAUCACUGCCUACAACCACCCACUCAACCUUACCAAGGAACAGCUCAGUGAAAUGGCCAUGAUGACCACAUCAGUGGAUGUUCUGGUUUCCAUCUGCGUGAUCUUUGCCAUGUCUUUUGUGCCAGCCAGCUUCGUCCUUUUUCUGAUUGAGGAGCGAGUGAGCAAAGCCAAACACCUUCAGUUUGUCAGCGGAGUCAAACCGAUCCUCUACUGGUUGGCCAACUUCACCUGGGACAUGUUGAACUACACCGUCCCGGCCACCAUGGUGGUGCUGAUCUUCAUCUGUUUCCAGCAGCAGUCGUACGUCUCGGAGACCAACCUGCCGGCUCUCAUCCUGCUGCUCCUGCUCUAUGGGUGGUCCAUCACCCCUUUAAUGUACCCAGCAUCCUUUGUGUUCAGCGUCCCCAGCACAGCUUAUGUCGUUCUGACCUCCAUCAACCUCUUCAUCGGCAUCAACGGCAGCAUCGCCACCUUCGUCCUGGAGCUGUUUGUAGACGAGCAUCUGAACGAGGUGAACAGGAUUCUGAAGAAGGUGUUUCUCAUCUUCCCUCAUUUCUGCCUGGGACGAGGACUCAUCGACAUGGCCAAAAACCAGGCCAUGGCCGACGCUUUCCAGAGACUGGGCACAAAACAGACUCUGGACCCUCUUCAGUGGGACUUUGUUGGGAAGAACCUGUUUGCGAUGGCGGCUGAAGGUGUUAUCUUCUUCAUCUUCACCAUACUGCUGCAGUACAAGUUCUUUAUUCGCUUCAGGCCGUGGUGGGUCGAGGCUGAGAUGCCUCCUCUGGGUCCAGAGGAUGAGGACGUUGCCAGGGAGAGAGAGAGGGUCAUAAAUGGCAAAGCUCAAUCGGACAUCCUCACCGUGAUCAACCUGAGCAAGGUUUAUAAAGCGGGCAGGAAGCCGGCAGUGGAUCGUCUCUGCCUCGGGAUUCCUCGUGGUGAGUGUUUCGGCCUGCUGGGGGUGAACGGAGCGGGGAAGACCUCAACCUUUCGCAUGCUGACUGGAGACACAGCGAUCACCUACGGAGAUGCUUUCCUUAAUCACCACAGUGUGCUGACAGAGAUGGAGCGAGUCCACCAGCUGAUGGGAUACUGUCCACAGUUUGACGCCAUCAGCGACCUGUUGACGGGUCGAGAACAUCUGGAGCUGUACGCCCGCCUGCGGGGGGUUCAAGAGGAGUCCGUUGCCAGGGUGGCGCAGUGGGGGGUGAAGAAGCUGGGACUGACCCAGUAUGCUGAGCGGGAGGCAGGAGGCUACAGCGGAGGCAACAAAAGAAAACUCUCCACUGCCAUCUCCCUCAUCGGCGCUCCGCCGGUUAUAUUCCUGGAUGAGCCCACCACCGGCAUGGACCCGAAAGCCAAAAGGUUUCUGUGGAACUGCAUCCUCAGUGUCACCAAAGAGGGACGAGCUGUAGUUCUCACCUCCCACAGUAUGGAGGAAUGUGAGGCUCUCUGCACCCGAAUGGCCAUCAUGGUCAACGGCAGAUUCCAGUGUCUUGGCUCUGUACAGCACCUGAAGAACAGGUUUGGUGAUGGUUACACCAUCGUCCUCCGUCUGGUGGACAGUAAAUCCAGCCCAGACUCGUGCCCCAUCAGCACCUAUAUGAAGAGCUCUUUUCCCAGCGUGGAGCUGAAGGAGCGCCACCAGAACGUGCUGCAGUACCAGCUGCCCUCACACGCCUGCUGCCUGGCACGGGUCUUUGAAGUGCUGGCAAACAACCAUGAGGAGCUGGGCAUCAUCGACUUCUCUGUUUCACAGACCACUCUGGACCAGGUGUUUGUCAACUUUGCCAAGGAGCAGACUGACGACGACGACUGCCUCACAGCGGUGGUCACCGACAGAACAUCACAGACCAACCUGACUGCACUGACCACCAGGAUUAAUCCUCCCGCCAUCCAACCGCAGCCGCCAGUCACACCCCCUCAGCCAAACAAGCCUCCACAGCAGCAGGGGAAAACAUCUGACCGCAAACCGAAAGAGGGUAAAGCAAAAAAGGCAAAAGCAAGCACGGUCAAAUCUAAAGAUAACAGAGCUAAUGGAGAAAAAAGCAGUAGUACGGCAAUGACCAGAAUACCUCAGGCAGACGAGACGAAUCGGGCAAGCUGGAAGGGCAGCAGUGGGUCUAACAGCAGUGGCGGUGGAGGUCUGGGAGAAUCCAGUAAAUCCACUAGGUCCAAACACAAAGCGCAGAGCUCCAGUAAAGAUCCAUCUGCACUAUUUAUGGUCGACCGCAACACACAGGACAGCACACUGUGAAGUGGACCAGUGCAACACAAGUUGAAAGGACCAACUACAGUCAAAAUCUCUUCAUUAAUCACGUUAGGUUCAUCCGAAUGUUGCUCAACGGUUGGCAGCGACCUCGAUAUGCAACUUGGAACAGUGGAUAGUGGAAAAACAUGGUGAAACUGACAUCAAAGUUCAAUAAUUCAAGACCCUUAUUUGUUCACAGAGGGGCAAAUGAGAAACAGCCAUUAAAUUUCUAAUCGUAAAUCUAUCUGAAGAAAGAACCAAAAGUUAUUGCUUCCUAAUACGGCUCUGGUGCCUUGUUCCCCUCGUCAACAGAUCUGUAGCUUUAUCUUACACUGUGUCUUCUCUUUAUGCAUCAAUCUCAUCACUCCAAAGUCAUGGUUUAUCUAUCCUGAAAGAAUAUAAUGCAAAGCUCAAUGUAAAAAACAAGGGGUGGCGUUCCUCAGGGCUCAAUCAUUGGACCCCUCACAAUCUUUAUCUUGCAGAAAGCACUUUAAAAAAAAUGCUGCAAACAUUCAAACAGUAGCUGGAGUACAUGUGUUACAUGUAAUUAUUAAGAUAAUUUUAUAUAUCAAAAAGCAUUUGAGGGGUUGUUUAUAAACACAGUACAUUAUCUCUUAUGUGGAGAGAAUUCUUACUGCGAGUUCAUUUUUAAAUACCUCUUAAAUGUUUCAUGAUGAACUUUACAAGUGUUAUUGUUUUGUAAAUCAAGAAUUUAUUGUCUUUUAUCUGUCAAAAAGGUUUUUGUUUUGUUUUGUUUUGUUAUUUAUUUUGUGUGUGUUGUCAUUGUGUAGCAGUGUCACUGUCCAAUCGAAGGGUAUCACAUAUGGUGAGGAAAAAAAUAUUUUGCCUGGUAUUUACUACUUAUUUAGUCAUUUUGGUUAUUUAAUAAUAAUAAUUAAUGAAGUCCUGUUUUAGUUUUUUAGCUCUUGAAAGCUUCCAGACACAUAGGUGUUACAAAUUAUUCUACAUUACACCAAACAGUUCAAAUUCAAUCAAAACAAUUACAGCAGAUUAAAGAAUAAACAUUAGCGUUCAGUCUGUACACACCAGACGCAACAACAAUGCCUUCAGUCUGUGGGUGAUUUUUUUAUUUUAUUAAUUUAUUUUCAUAAACUCUGUAUUUCUUUUUUUUUUUUCUAUAAAAAAAAUGACACAGCUGACUGAAUGUAUAAAGCAGGUUGUUAUUGCACUGUAAUGCAGUGUUCAAAAGAGUAAUAGUAUCUAUAGGCAUGAGACAAACAACAGUAUCAGAAGAGUUUAAUUCCAAAAUGAAAACCGUUAUAACAUUAAACAUUCAUUUAAAUGGUGGAUUUCUCAUUUUGGAAAAAAAGUCUAUAUUACUGAAUGUACUUUUAUUAUGCUUGAAAAGUUCUACUUGAACAUUAAUUUACCUGUGCAUCUACUAUAAGAUGUGUAUAUAUAUAUAUAUUAUAUACUGAAAAUAUGCUAGUGUAGACAAAAAAAAAACGGGUAUAUGUCUGUUGUGAAUGUUUCGUCCUGAAGGAAAAUAAAACGAUAUGGUUUCCUGUAUCAUUUCUAAAAACA